Molecule: messenger RNA, 5192 nt
Organism: Plutella xylostella (diamondback moth)
Lineage: Eukaryota; Metazoa; Arthropoda; Insecta; Lepidoptera; Plutellidae
Gene: lqfR
Product: clathrin interactor lqfR
Biological process (GO): endocytosis
Cellular component (GO): endosome; plasma membrane; clathrin vesicle coat
Molecular function (GO): clathrin binding; phospholipid binding
Source: RefSeq, a predicted model, not a curated record
AAAUAUUUUCUGCCUGGCAACAUUUUGCCUCUCGCCAUUUUGCAAUAAUGUCAGCCAAAUCAUCAGCUCGAAUUUUAAGUUAAAUUUUGUGUGAUAUUUCGUGUAUUUGAAGUGCUUUUUUUAUUUUGGACGCCUGCAAUUGUUGUGUUGAACAAAAUGGAUCGUUUUAUUAGCAUGUGGAAGGUGCGGGAGCUGGCCGACAAAGUAACAAACGUAGUAAUGAACUACACGGAGGUAGAAGGAAAAGUUCGUGAGGCGACGUCGGACGAGGCGUGGGGGCCCACCGGCCAGCAGAUGCAGGAGUUAGCACUGGCUACAUUCACCUACGAGCACUUCCCCGAGGUCAUGAGCAUGCUGUGGAGACGGAUGCUGCACGACAAUAGGGCGCACUGGCGGAGGACGUACAAGUGUCUGCUCCUACUAAGCUACCUGGUGCGCAACGGGUCGGAGCGCGUGGUGACGUCGGCGCGGGAGCACAUCUACGACCUGCGCAGCCUCGAGAACUACACGCAUGUCGAUGACCUGGGGAAGGACCAGGGCAUCAACGUGCGCCACAAGGUGCGCGAGCUCAUCGACUUCAUCCAGGAUGAUGACAAGCUGCGCGACGAGCGGAAGAAGGCCAAGAAGAACAAGGACAAGUAUAUAGGCAUGUCAUCAGAAGCGACGGUGAUGGGCACCCGCUCCGGGUCGGGCGGCUGGGGCGAGUACAGCGACCGCGGCGCCGGGAACUGGGAGGAGCCCAAAGACCGAUCUCGCAGCAUCGAUGAAGAAGAGUAUGACCGAGCUGACGACUCGGAUGGAGACUACUCCACGCCAAGGUCUACACAGCCACAGCCUAGCAAAGAGAACGUGUACCGCGACACUCGCGAAGAAGACACGCCCCCUUCACCCCCGCGCGCCCCCUCUCCCGUCAGCGCCCCCGUCGGUUCCCGCCCCCGGGAUAAUAGAGCCUUGAACAUACAGCUGAAGACGCCGCAGAAGACUAAGAGCAGUACGCCGGCUAAGAAGAUUGAUUUAGGCGCGGCGGCCUCCUACGGCAAAUCCGGCGCCCCCGCUAGCUCAGCCCCCGCCGCCGCCAACACAAACAAGUCUCAGGAGCUGUUGGACGACCUGUUCAAGACCUGCGCCGCGCCCAGUGAGGAUGACUUUGAUCCACGAGCGGACGACCCGAAGCCCGCAAAAGAGCCGGAUUUUGGCGACUUCACAGCCGCAUUUACCGCCCCCGAGUCAGCGCCCCCAGUGACGUCACUCGCGCCCCCGGCAACGUCACUGGCGGGGGGCGACGGGUUUGCGGACUUUAGCAGUGCGUUCACGGGCGGAGAUGCGGGUAGCAACGGGUUCGAUGUUUUGGGGAACUCACAAGCAUCAAACCUGGACCUACUCAGCUCGCUCUCCCCCUCACUCGUCGCGCCACUGUCCGCGCCUUCGCUCGACGGGCCCGGGUUCGACGGUCCCGGGUUCGACUCCGGUGCCGACGCGCUGGCAGGACUCACGCUGAUGCCCACACCCGCUGGUGGAAAAGAAAUGGCCUCGAAGACUUCGGUACAAGAGUCCUUGCUCCGGGAUCUCAAAACCAUGACCGCUACCUUGCUCUCUAUUAAGAAACUCAAAAGUGAAUCCGAAGUCAAAACUAUACAGAAAUACUUUGAAAACAUUAUACACAACCUCCCCGGACCAAUCACCAUACAGAAGCUAUGCAGAGUUGAUGAUUACACGUUUAACUUGGAAGCGAUAGAUGUGUUGUCUCAAAUGCAAAGCUCUGUCAUCAAGUUUGUUCUCCCACAGUGGCCCAUCUUCAAAGAUACGGUUGAAAAGAUCUUUGUCAUUGAAGAAAACUUUGAGGUGGUGCGAGAGACGUUGACCGUUCUAUGCGGCUUUCUCCAACAUGAGUGUAAUAUAAACUCAAUUGAGGCUCUAAGCUUCAUUCUACUGAAGUUUGUUAAAAGCGACUGCAUUCUGUCAUCCGUGGUUGACUGUAGUAGCGUUGAACUGCAGGAAAAUUAUCGCCUCUAUCAAUUGCAAAGCGAUUGGCAGAACUAUGUCCAGUUAAUUGUGACACUGCCAGAACGAGUGGCAAAUAAAUUGGAGCGAAGGACUCCGAAAGAGUUCUCGCAUGAAAACUACUCGUACAUAUUGAUCUUUCAGAUUAUUCGCAGCAUCGAUUACAUGGCUGAGAGUACGUUCCAUCACGAUGUUCAAUAUGACAUGUCGUAUUUAGCUCAUUUGGUGUCUAAAUUUGUCGUCCACUACAGUAUGGCUGGUAAUUCCGAAGCUAUGAAUAAAUUCAUAGAUGUGAUUGUUUUCUGGGUCGGUAAAGAAAAUACGGAAAAGACGAAAUUCAUUAAAAAGAAACUGUUUCAUAAACUAGUCCAUCACAUGACACGACAGGCCCUGGAUACAUUCUCUGUAAUUCUUAUGAAGAGAUGCGUGAUCAAUUAUAAAAACCAGGAGCAAUCCAUUUUGGAGGUAUUAGGAGACAACAUCGAUACUAACAAGGAUUUGAAACAAGUCCUAUGUUACAAGAUACCCUUCAAUACUGUACCAAAGGAUUACAAAAACACGCUGUUCUGUGAAAACCUGGUUUACUACAUAUCUACUAGUAGCACCGCUCCAGAACUUCUAACUGACUUCAUCCUAAGACUGGGUCUAGUCUGGUCAGACGUCAAGUCCUUGAAUACCACGAAUUACAGCCAGCACAUGUUCAUAUCUCAGAUACUAGUGCUAGCAGUCAAGUAUAGACUGUUGAUGGCUGCGAAUAUGAAAGAGAAAUGGGACUCGCAAGCUCUGAAAAAUGUCCUAUUUAUGGGGAUAUCCAAGCAUUUGGACAGUCUGUCGGCCGAGUUCAGGACUAUCGGCAUGGCCACCGUGGAAAUAAUCCUCAACAACCUCAAAGCGGUGGAGGAUAAAGAUGGCGCAACGCUGAAUUUUGACUACACCGCCAUCUGUGAGAAGUUUCAGGAAAUACACAAGACUCUGUUCAAACUGGACACGAAAUGUCUCCUAGAUCCUAAUGUGAAGCCUCCACCGAAAUACAAGGAGAAGACCAUAAAUAUCAAUGAAGUUCUUGAUUCAAUUGCGUAUAAACUAGUGGAAGAAGAUGAGAAACCAGUUCAGAACACGCUGAUAACGAGCGCAGUGAAAACCCCGACGCAAACUAAAGAGAUAAUCAAAACGAUAAUAGCUGAAAAACUCAGUGCGUUGACCAAACGACUGGACCCGGACCCAGAUUUAGAUUCAGACGACGAACUACAACCUUACGACAUGAGUAAUGAUCUGCCAGCUUCUGCCAAGAAGAGACCAGCGUUCUUAAGAGAUCUGAUAGAGAAACUAACAGACGCAGCUGAUAUAGAAGACUAUGAGGCUUGUCUAGCGGUGGCAGAAGAUUUAGUUCAUGCGCAACUCAAAAACGACGACCCAAAACUAGCUAUAGACUUGCUCAACCUAUUCAUUCAUUUAGAAAGCAAGUAUAACAUCGAAGAUUUCGAUAACAUUCGAUUCGCGAUUUGCAUUGCUAUAGUUGUGGCGCAACCGAAAGUCAGCGCUGAGCAUUUGUGCAAAGAAUUCCAUUCGGACAUAGGCAGGUACUCUAUAGCUACCAAAAUACUGAUGUUAGAUGUGUUGUCUGAGUCUGCUAAUAGAAUAUCAGAUGUUCGCGAUGGUCCAAACAAACCUCCACCGAAGAAGGAUAUAGUGGUGAAACAGACAGCGUCGGACGACAAUCUACCCGCUGAGGAGAUAAUACGGCGACGACUGCUGAAUAAAGUCAAGUACACACAUUCCAAAAGGCUUCACCCGUUCGCUAAAGCCAAGAGGAAUCAAUUUGCGGCAGUAUCCGACAGCUUUUUCUAUCCUCUCGUGAGUGGGUUUGGACGAAAACAGCUGUCUCUAAGCUAUCAUAACCUCAAACAAGACAUCGACAAUAUUUUGCUAAUAAAAUACUUGUCUGUGGUCGGAAAUAUAAUUCUCGCGUCGAAAAACUGUCCGAAUUGCCCCAAAUACUGCGGCGAAUUGAUGGAGAUCUUGCUAUACUUGCGAUACAACUCUGAGCCCAAAAUACAAGUGUGCGUUAUGUCUCUCAUUGCCUCGAUUAUUCUGGCGGUUCCAAAGUCGAUGAUUAUUGCAGAGUUUCUGGAGUAUAUGGUGGACUUUAGGGAGUGGUUGAACGAUUGUGUGAACCAGAUGGACCUGGCUAUGGUGGGCGGCCCGAAGGCCGAGGCGGCGGUUAUAGCGGGACAGACGCUGUAUCUGCUGGAAAAGGCGAUUAUGGAGGAGGAAUUGCCGAAUGUGUCGUAAAUUUGACGUUUGUUGGAGAUGAUAAUUUGGAUAGGGUUAGGUUUUGAGGUAUUGUGAAGACUGGUUCGUAAUGAGACCUAAAGUCAGUGAAGGGGAAAUGUUUUUUGGAUAAUUAUGAAGUUAUAGUCAGUAUAUUGUAGAACUUCUAUGUAGUAAUUUUUAAACGGCCUGUGUCUAUUAUAACUGUUUAUGUAUUUAAGAAUGUAAUUUCAGUACAUUACGAAAAUACGGAUUUCUGACAAUGGCCUUGGUAUUUUUACCAAAUGAAAGCACUGGGGAAAAGUUGUUAUUUAGGGGAUUGGUCCCUUUAUUUAGGGGGUAUUGUAAGUUUGUUUGUCGCACUGUGAGGCUGAUAGACUGAAGGUUCGGGGGACAAAAUAUUAAAGAUAAUAUUUAUGAAAUUAGGUACUUCAUUACGAGUUUCAACUAUCCUUUUGGAACUUAAUUGAUCUUUUAGAGGGUUUGAAAAUAGAUGUUGUAAUUGUAAAACCUAUUUUCCUAAUCACUUUGAAAUGACAGUCCUCUUAAAGCAUUUAGAUUGAAACGGUACUAUUUUUACUAUUAAGAUUGUAAGUCUAUGUCUAGUUUACCUACCUAUUCAAUAUACAUUACAUAAUGUAAUCACCUCUGUUUCUGUUAGAUUAGGUACCGAUACACUCGAAUUUCAGUACAUUUUAAUAGCUGUUUAAAGUGUAAUUUAAUUAGUAGAUAAGGUAUUUUUAAUGUUAAAACUAUGUGUUAAACGUUUGUAAAACAUAUUUAAAGAUAUUAUAAACUUAAGAUACAUCUAUAUUUCUGAACAUCACGUAAAAAUCUGUUUUACCGUUUUGCAAAGCAAACUUGUAACCCACCGAUAGAUUAAGAUCACAUUUUGUGUCAAUAAAACUAUUUAGCCGUCA